Molecule: messenger RNA, 275 nt
Organism: Gongylonema pulchrum
Lineage: Eukaryota; Metazoa; Nematoda; Chromadorea; Rhabditida; Gongylonematidae
Source: the annotation of a GenBank genome assembly
AUGAAUUUUUCAGGAUGCAUUGAAGGUCAGGUAUUAAUAAAGGACGAAUGCUUGGAGAAGGUUGAACCGGGAGAUCUAUGCAUUGACGACAAGCAAUGUCUGGGCGGAUCGAAGUGCGAUGAAGGUGUUUGCGAAUGUCCCAAAGGACAGCACAUCCAGCGAGGAAAAUGUGUCGAAAACGUUACAAAGCCUGCCGCAAAAUGUCCAAUUCCCGGGCAAUCGCCGUAUUACGAGCGAGGAUCCACAAAGCAUUUUAUUCCUUUACGCUACUAAUG